UAUCAAAACCAGUCCGUUUGCAACUGGAGAGCGGGAUCAACGGUGGGUUUAGUUUAGUAUUGUACAAUAGUGCUGCAAGUCUGCAACCGCAAACCGUUUCGUAAAUUGCAACUGGAAGUAGCGGAAGAGGCACCAUGUCGGAAGAGAUCGCGGAAAACGGACACGCGAACGGCGGAGACGUCCCGGAAAUCGAGCUGAUCAUCAAGGCGUCGACCAUCGAUGGAAGACGGAAGGGCGCUUGCCUUUUCUGCCAGGAGUAUUUCAUGGACUUGUAUCUGCUGGCCGAAUUGAAGACGAUCAGCUUGAAGGUGACCACCGUGGACAUGCAGAAGCCACCACCGGAUUUCCGCACCAACUUCGAAGCCACGCCACCUCCGAUCUUGAUCGACAGAGGCAUGGCCAUCUUGGAGAACGAAAAGAUCGAAAGGCACAUCAUGAAGAACGUACCAGGCGGACACAACCUUUUCGUGCAAGAUAAAGAGGUCGCCACGUUGAUAGAAAACGUGUACGGCAAAUUGAAGCUGGUGCUGGUGAAGAAGGACGACAAGAAGAACGCCGCGCCGCUCCUAGCUCACCUGAAGAGGAUCGAUGAGCACCUGAGGAAACGGGAUACUCGCUUCCUUACCGGAGACACCAUGUGCUGCUUCGAUUGCGAGCUUAUGCCUAGGCUUCAGCACAUCCGCGUUGCAGCCAAGUACUUCUUGGACUUCGACAUCCCCAAAGAGCUUACCUCUCUUUGGAGAUACAUGUACCACAUGUAUCAACUGGAUGCUUUCACGCAGAGCUGUCCGGCCGAUCAGGAUAUCAUCAAUCACUACAAACUUCAACAGGCCUUGAAGAUGAACAAGCACGAAGAGCUUGAGACGCCCACUUUCACAACUUCAAUCCCGAUCGAUGUUAGUCAAUAAAUCCACCAACAAUUUCCCUCCCAUUUAACAACUUCUAAACGCGACAUUAGGAAUCCAAGCAAAUUGAAAACCAGAAAAGUAUAAAAAAAAAUCUAGUCUUUAAUCCUCCCCCACAAUCAACACAAACAAAUUUAAUUCAUCGUAAUUCGGAUAACAUUGGAUUAUGCGCUUGGACAUUUACUAACUACUAAAUGGACUUCAUGUUGUAUAAUAAACCUCUUUUUUGGAA
Molecule: messenger RNA, 1137 nt
Organism: Nicrophorus vespilloides
Lineage: Eukaryota; Metazoa; Arthropoda; Insecta; Coleoptera; Silphidae
Gene: Clic
Product: chloride intracellular channel exc-4
Exons: 3
Coding region: 135-908 (257 amino acids)
Biological process (GO): chloride transport
Cellular component (GO): cytoplasm; apical plasma membrane
Molecular function (GO): chloride channel activity
Source: RefSeq, a predicted model, not a curated record